AUGGUGCAAAAAAAGUGUGCUACGUGUAAUAAAAAUAUAACCAAGAAAAUUCCCGGGUUAGAGUGUAGUAGAUGUGAUAAAAUAGUUCAUGCAGACCCUGCUUGCUCUAAACUCUCAAACAAACAGCUUAACACUAUUAGGAACACACCAGGCAUUGAAUGGAGUUGUGAGGUAUGUAAAAAAAACGCUUCGCGAAGAUCGACGUUUUUUACACCUGAUAACGAAGAAGAUGCAGAGGACACAGAUGGUGAACUUCCAGGAAGCUCCCAAUCUAUUGACACCCGAAAAUUGGUCCAGGAUAUCAGCCGAGAGCUUAAGAAAACAUUUAAGGAAGAAAUAGGCAACCUGGAGGCAUCCCUUGACUUUUUAAGCGACCAAAUUUCCAGUAUGGAGCAGACAUUAAAACUGCAGGAUAGUGCAAUCAAGAACCUGGAGCAUAAGAAUGAUGAUCUUCGUAACAAAAACAAAAACUUGGAGCUACGUGUGAACGUUCUGGAACAAGGUUUAAAAGCAUUCGAACAAAAAUCCCUAUCGAUGGCGGUCGAAAUCGCUGGUAUACCUGAAAUGUCCUCAAAAGAUGUAGACAAAUUGGUGAGAACUAUGGCCUUGAAAUUAAGCGUGCCUGAGGAAGAGUUUCAAUCAGCUCAGCGGCUACCAGGCUCUAAGAAUAAGCCCGGCCCCAUCCUGGUAAAUAUGAAAUCGAAAAUAGCCCGCAAUCAAUUAAUGGAAGCUAGUAAGGAUAAAAACCUCACAGUAGGAAUGCUGCUGCUUAAUGCCCCUAAGGAGAAAGUUGACAACAGAGUGUAUAUAAGAGAAGCCCUAACCAAGUAUGUAAAAACACUUUUGUAUAAUGCCAAAACUCAACUAAGAAGCUCUUUCCAGUUCAUAUGGUGUAAGGAUGGUAAAGUGUGUGUAAGAAAAUCCAGUGAUAGUAAGAUCCACUACAUAAGGUCUGACCAGGAUAUAAGGCAACUGCUAGCCAUUUAA
This is a messenger RNA of Pararge aegeria (speckled wood butterfly), 987 nucleotides long. Its product is annotated as chromosome partition protein Smc-like. Lineage: Eukaryota; Metazoa; Arthropoda; Insecta; Lepidoptera; Nymphalidae. The coding region runs from base 1 to 987 and encodes 328 amino acids. The record is from RefSeq and is a predicted model, not a curated record. The transcript has a single exon.